AUGGUGAUACCUCGGAGACCGUCGUUGUUGGAGGACCUGAAACGAUUAGAUGAGGUUUUGGAGUAUGCUGAUUUCCUAAAUGUUCUGACCUUCGAUUAUUUUGGACCUACUUGGUACCCAGAAACCGGUCCAGUUGCCCCUUUAUUCUCUGGAGCAAAAGGAAAUGAAAAAUGUAAUGUGGAUUACACGAUGAAAUAUCUAACAUGCCAAACGAAGAAACCGAAUCAGUUGAACAUGGCAGUGGAGUUUGUAGGCAGAUAUUGGAAGAAUGUCAAGGAACGAAUAGAAGAAUCUGAUGAUAUGUGGAGGAUAUCCGAGCCAGUGAAUGGAACAAUUCAAGGAGAAACAUUUUCAUGGAAGACUCUUGAAUCAGGAGCAUUUGAUAAAACAUCAGCAGUAUGGCAUGAUGCAUCAAAAAGUUAUUAUAUUUGGAUACCUGAAAAAGAGACAUUUGUGACAUUCGAAGGAGAACGAAGUUUGAUGGAAAAGAUGAAUUACGCGAAGACGAACAAUUUCGGAGGAAUCAUUAUUUGGACAGUUGGAUCAGAUGACGAUGAAGACACUCUUCUGAAUCUUGUUUCGUCUUAUAAGUUUUGCACAAAUGAGGAUAAAAAUUACAUUAGAUAUGAAUGUUAG
Molecule: messenger RNA, 636 nt
Organism: Caenorhabditis remanei
Lineage: Eukaryota; Metazoa; Nematoda; Chromadorea; Rhabditida; Rhabditidae
Exons: 1
Coding region: 1-636 (211 amino acids)
Biological process (GO): carbohydrate metabolic process
Molecular function (GO): chitin binding
Source: RefSeq, a predicted model, not a curated record